GGAAGAAAACCUCCAGUGAGCAGCAGGAACUGGCCACAGACAGAUGCUUCAGCCAGACAACCUAUGUCCCUGGAAAAAAGAAUUUGACAUCAGAUGCACAAUAUGAGAGCCUUUGUUUCGGUUGUGACCGUUUUGUGGGGGAUAGCAAUACCCUGCAUGGAUGCCAUCCACGGAUUGUACAACUUCGGGCAGCAUGAUUUAUUUCACAAAAAGAACAGCUGCAGGCAAAUUCCUGAAAAUCUUCUCCUCUGCAAUGCUAUAGAAUACACAGAGAUGCGUCUCCCGAACCUGCUCGGACACGAAACCAUGAAUGAGGUCCUGCAGCAAGCUUCGUCCUGGACCCCCCUGGUUCAGAAGCAGUGUCAUCCCGACACAAGGAAGUUCCUCUGCUCUCUUUUCGCUCCCGUCUGUCUGGACGACCUGGACGAGCCCAUACAGCCGUGCAGGUCGCUGUGCGAAAGCGUCAGGCACGGAUGCGGGCCCGUUAUGCUUGCGUUUGGGUACCCGUGGCCAGAUAUGUUGGACUGCAGCCGCUUCCCAGAAGACAAUGACCUGUGCAUACCGCCUGCAAGCAUUGAGACCGUUGUGCCUGUCACCAAAGAGGUACCCAGGGUGUGUGAUGCUUGCAAAGAAACAGAAGAAAAUGACAACGAAAUUGUUGACAGCCUGUGCAAGAAUGAUUUUGCUUUAAAAAUCAAAGUAAAGGAGAUCUCCUAUAUUAACGGCGACACCAAAAUAGUGCCAGAGACCAAGAGCAAGACCAUUUACAUGAUGAACGGCGUGACAGAGCGUGACUUACGGAAGACAGUGCUGUGGCUGAAGGAUGGACUGCAGUGCAUCUGUGAGGAGAUGAAUGACACCAAUGGCCCCUACCUGGUCAUGGGCCAGAAGAUGGAUGGCCAUCUGGUCAUCACCUCGCUGAAGCGUUGGCAGAAGGGACAGCGUGAGUUUAAGAGGAUUUCACGCAGCAUUCGUAAGAUACAGUGCUAAGAAAAAAAGUUGCAUAUCAGAGCUGAAGAUCGAAUCUAGUUGUGGUUUUUCUGUCAAACUGACAUGUUUUGAGAUUCUGGAGUACAGCUUUCUCCAGGGCCUCAGAAACUACAAAUCCAAGAUCCCAGAUUUGUUUUGGUUUUUUACUCUAAGAUAAAUAAUACAUGAUUGGGCUUUAAUCAAAUUAAAUGUAUAUGAUAGGAGAUAAAGGAAGGUGACCUGUUUAUGAAAACUGUUCAAUUAAAAAAAAUUUAUUAGGUGAAACACAUAUUAUUCUUAAGAAGUGCCUCCUAGUGGAGAGUUGUGAAAUGUCAUGUCUUUCCAUAAAGAGGGAGCGUCCUAGUCGAUUUAUGUAAUGCUCCGAUUGUAUUUUAGGUGGAGCAGAAUAGCGCAUAACAUGAUUGGAGUGCAAACUGUAUAGAGCUUUGAGUAUAGCAUUAAAAACUACAAAAUUAUUAGCAGAUGUGGCAUAAUCCUGCCGAGAAGCUGCGAUGAUCAAACUCACCCAAUUUAUUCUGUCACUUUUGUUCCAUAUCUCCAAGUAGUAUUUUUCCUUAGUGAAUGUGAGCUAAAAACAAAAUAAAAACAACUUUGCAGCUUUAAAUGAUCAAGGUACCCAAAUGCAUUAAAAAAUUGGUUAAAAUCUCCACAAAAUGUUUCAGAGGUAUUUCAGCCUUAAUGCCAGAUGUAUAAAAACAGAUAAAUUUUUGCAUGAUGCACGUUGAAUAAAUGUGAUUCUUGUGUGUGUUCAUAGUGUUUAGACAGUAUUUGUACUUUUAUAUAUUCCCUGUAUUUUCUCAAAUAAAUACGAGAGAUAGCUGGCUAUAUUCUCUUCCUGUUUAUCCCUAUAAUAUUAUAGGUAGACUUUUUUACGUGAACAACUGUCCCCGUUUUUUAUCAGCCUCAGAUAAAACUAUUUUUCUACUCCAGAGGUCAUCUUUCAUAUAUAUUUUUUUUUUGUUUGGUUGUUAAUAUUUGAAUUUGCUUUUCUUCACCAAUGAGUUUUUUUUUUUUUUCAUGCCUCAAAUCUGAUCAUAGUCAUUAGUGUCUCAAUAAACAGUAAAGUAGGAAGUUGUUGUAUGUUUAGAUUAUAAAGGAUUUCUUAAAGAUCUUACAUAGUAAAUAUACAAUGUGGUAACAUAAUAAUGCAAAGUGUUUAGCAAUUUAACGUUGCUAGCUACAUGUUUGAAUUGGUAAAUUUGUUGCCUGUGUGGAUGAGUGUUCAGAAUAAAACUCGAAACUUUUUUUU
Molecule: messenger RNA, 2239 nt
Organism: Girardinichthys multiradiatus
Lineage: Eukaryota; Metazoa; Chordata; Actinopteri; Cyprinodontiformes; Goodeidae
Gene: sfrp2
Product: secreted frizzled-related protein 2
Exons: 3
Coding region: 94-990 (298 amino acids)
Biological process (GO): canonical Wnt signaling pathway; negative regulation of canonical Wnt signaling pathway; non-canonical Wnt signaling pathway
Molecular function (GO): Wnt-protein binding
Source: RefSeq, a predicted model, not a curated record